Rana temporaria (common frog) is the source of this 1778-nucleotide messenger RNA. RefSeq names its product solute carrier family 30 member 4 (gene SLC30A4). The record is from RefSeq and is a predicted model, not a curated record. Gene Ontology annotation, biological process: zinc ion transmembrane transport; response to zinc ion. The transcript has 7 exons. Gene Ontology annotation, cellular component: plasma membrane. Bases 130 to 1398 code for a protein of 422 amino acids. Lineage: Eukaryota; Metazoa; Chordata; Amphibia; Anura; Ranidae. Gene Ontology annotation, molecular function: zinc ion transmembrane transporter activity.
UGCCUUGCGCGCCCCCGCGGUGUCAUGUGACCGAUUGUUUUUAGAGCCCUAGCGGCUGGAUCCCGGAAGUGGUGGAGUGCGGAGAGUGAGACGAGUCGGCUGUCAGAGCUCCGAGCUGUGCGGGCUGCCAUGUGGCGGCGGCCCCCUGCCUGGUGGAGUGCUCUGCGGCUGAAGAUCCGCCGGGAUGAGCAGCCGCCUUACCUGAGCGAUGACACGGGCUUCGACUACCCGGACGGAGCGGAGGAGGGGGCGGACAGAGAGCUGCCCCCCUCUAUCAAUAAGCUGAGGGUGCUGGUGUCCGAGGACUGCCCGACCAUCAAUGGGGGGACCCUGGCCUUGUCCUCCGAUGAUGACUCCUUACUGGAGAGGGACCAACCGGAGCCUCCGGUCCGCACAGAGCCGUGUGAGAGCUGCCAGCACCGGGGAGAGCGGAGGAGGGACAGGACGGUGAAGAGGAGGCUGUGCCUGGCUGCCCUGCUAUACCUUCUAUUCAUGGGGGCCGAGCUGCUGGGUGGAUACUUUUCUAACAGCCUUGCGAUUAUGACGGAUGCACUUCACAUGCUAACUGAUCUCAGCAGUAUUAUUUUGACCUUGCUCGCACUGUGGCUUUCCGCAAAGUCUCCCAACAAACGUUUCACCUUUGGAUUCCAUCGCUUAGAGGUCCUGUCUGCCAUUAUUAGUGUAUUGUUGGUGUACAUUCUCACAGGCUUCCUGCUCUAUGAAGCGGUGCAGAGGACGAUCCAUAUGGACUACACAAUUAAUGGAGAUGUAAUGUUGAUAACAGCAGCUGUUGGUGUUGCUGUGAACCUCAUAAUGGGGUUUCUAUUAAACCAGACAGGCCAUCCUCAUUCCCACUCGCAUUCUCAUAGUGCUCCAACAAGUUCCUCUCCCAGUCCUCAUGGACACAGCCAUGGUAGCCUUGCAGUGAGGGCGGCAUUUGUACAUGCACUUGGAGAUCUCGCUCAAAGCAUUGGUGUUUUGAUUGCUGCAUACAUCAUCCGAUUCAAGCCAGAAUACAAAAUUGCUGAUCCAAUCUGUACCUACAUAUUUUCUGUACUUGUCAUCGGCACUACUCUGAAGCUUAUACGAGACACCGUGCUUAUAAUACUUGAAGGAGUUCCUAAGCACCUGAAUGUGGAUGAAAUCAAACACGACCUGAUGAAAAUAGAGGAUGUGUACGCUGUAGAAGAUCUUAAUGUGUGGUCACUGACCACAGGGAAAUCUGCUGCCAUAAUUAAUUUACAGCUCAGUCCUGGUUCAACAUCAAAGUGGGAGGAUGUACAAAGCAAAGCCAGGAAGAUACUUCUGAACACGUAUGGAAUGUACAAGUGCUUUAUUCAGAUGCAAAGUUACAGACAAGAAGAGAGCACAUCUUGCGCCACCUGUUCCAGUGCCUAAGUCCUGUGGACUGCUGAUGCCUUGCCACAGACCCAGCAGAAAACAGCAAUAUAUUCGUUCACCUUGAACCCUUUCUAUAGAGGAGACGGUGCCUUCUGCAGCACCAGGGAAGCACACUUUUUAUCAGAGCCUGUGGCGCUACCAGAAAGAAAGGCAAUGCACCAUCGUGAAGUAAUAUAUAGAGACCAAUUUUAAAAUGCUGUUUACAGAUAUAAGCAAGUUUUGCACAUACCUCAGAUUUUAGGGUGAAGAAAUGCCCUGACAAGGAGGAUCCAAAGAACACUAUUUUGGUGAUCAUAUCUAAUGACUAUGUCUUUAUUUGAUAGGACACGUUUCUAAUAAACAGGUGUAUCCGCAUUCAUCACUUGGCCCACAAGAGA